Ectocarpus siliculosus is the source of this 2036-nucleotide messenger RNA. Lineage: Eukaryota; Phaeophyceae; Ectocarpales; Ectocarpaceae. The record is from the annotation of a GenBank genome assembly.
AUGGCCAAGCCAGGCGAUGACGAGGCCAGCAUCGCUAAGCGAAAGAAAGCGCAGCAGGAGCCGGAAGAGUCGGAAUCCUCUUCCGAUGACGAAGCCGGGCCUCAGCCUGCGGCGCCUGGGCAGCUAGGGGAGGACUCGGACACGGACGGGGAGGCAGGGCCGCCGGCACCGGCCCCCGUGAAGCAGAAGAAGAAGCGGAAGCUGGCCCACGAAAAGGUGUACCUCGAAGCCCUGCCCGCGGCGCCGAUGUACGAGCGCAGCUACAUGCACCGGGACGUGGUAAGCCACGCCCUCAUGACCCCCUGCGGCACCGACUUUCUGGUCACGGCCAGCCUGGACGGGCACAUCAAGUUCUGGAAGAAGAUGCCGGAAGGGGUGGAGUUCGUCAAGCACUACCACUCGCACCUCGAGCCAAUCCACGACCUAGCGGUGUCGAGGGACGGUCAGCGGCUGUGCACCACGUCGGCGGACAAGAGCAUCAAGUUCUACGACGUCGUUUCAUUCGACAUGAGCCACAUGAUCGCCCUCGGCUACACGCCCACCCGCGCGACGUGGAUCCACGAAAGGGGGAGGAAGGGGAGAGUGGCGGUGGCGGAUGCGGACUCCCCCGCGAUACGAGUGUACGUGUCGGACGGCUCUACGGACGCCGUGGGGCAGUUCGACGGGCACAGCAGCCCCGUCCUGUCGUUGGCGUUCAACGAGCCCGCCAAGACGGUCGUGUCCGCUGACAGGAGCGGCGUGUUGGAGUACUGGAGUGCGGAAGACUGCGGACGCCCCCCUGCGGGGGCGGUCAAGUUCAAGUUUAAGAUGGACACGGACCUGUACGAUAUGGCCAAGGCUUCCGACGCGUUGGAUAGGCAGAACGCUAUCUUCGAUGAAAGCGGGCACUUCCUUAUCUACUGUACCAUGCUGGGCAUCAAGGUGGUGAACCUGGUGACCAACAGAGUCUCGAGGGUGCUCGGGAGGCAUGAGAACGUGCGCUUCCUCCAAGCGACUCUUUUCCAGGGAACAGCGAAGAUCGACACCCAGAUGCUCCUGGCACGAGAAACCAAGUCUCGAACAGCGGAAGAGAUAAACAAGACCAAGAUACCGGACCCAAUCGUCAUCGCCACGGGCUUCGACAAGAACAGGUUCUACAUGUUCUCCAAGAGAGACCCGGUUGAGGACGACGAUGGGGAGAACGGCAGGGACGUCUUCAACGAGAAACCCUCGGCGGAAGAGAUGCACGUCGUUGCCGAGACCAACACCGUGGUGGGCAGAGAGGCGGUCAUCAGGACGUCCAUGGGGGACAUACGCACCAAGCUAUUCCCGGACGAGUGCCCGAAGACAAUCGAGAACUUCUGCACUCACUCUCGCAACGGGUAUUACGACGGAGUCAUCUUCCACCGAGUCAUCAAGGGCUUCAUGGUUCAGACGGGAGAUCCGCUCGGCGAUGGUACCGGCGGCGAGUCUAUCUGGGGAGGAGAGUUCGAAGAUGAAUUCCACAGAAACCUUCGCCACGAUAGGCCCUUCACCCUUUCCAUGGCCAACGGGGGGCCGGCCACGAACGGGUCUCAGUUCUUCAUCACAACGGUCCCCACCCCCUGGCUGGAUAACAAGCACACCGUCUUCGGCCGCGUCACCGCUGGGAUGGAUGUGGUCCAGACGAUCGAAGCUAGCAAGGUGGACAAGACCGACAAGCCCUUCAGCGAGAUGAAGAUCAUCAGCAUCGACAUUUCCUAAUUUACUGCAUCAGUCAUUGUGGGGCACGGGGGGGGGGUCCGCAUGUUCCGCAGUCAACUGGGAGUUGUCAUCGUAUGCGACGUAUGUUCCGCGAGAGAAAGGCCAUCAGCAUCGAUCGCUCGCUAUGGUGUCAGGAGUAAUAGUAGUCUACCCAGGUUCGAACGCGUACGAAGGUGGCGUGUGCGCCGUGUUUCUGUGUGUGUGGCAGCGACCGCCCUACCGACUGACCAAUGAAAAGACGCCGGCCUGGGUGCGCCUGAAAACAGAAGGCGCUUCUAAAGGUUAUGGUCUGGGAGGGUCGAGGGAGGAGGCUA